Molecule: messenger RNA, 1650 nt
Organism: Phaedon cochleariae (mustard beetle)
Lineage: Eukaryota; Metazoa; Arthropoda; Insecta; Coleoptera; Chrysomelidae
Source: the annotation of a GenBank genome assembly
CGUUUUGAUCCAUUUUGAUCUUCCUCCUAAUUUUUUCGAAAUCUCGUAAUCUCGAAGAAAUUAUGGUUUGACAACUAAUUACUUAAUGCUGAUUCCACACCAUGAAUAAAGAAAGUUCUGUCAACAAUAUAUCAGUGGAAGAGUUUUCUGAAAUUUGUCGUAUCUGUUUUAACAAGGAAGGAUUAGAACCUUUUGAACAACAUCCUUUAUUAAAUAUUUAUCAGAAAAUAACGGACCUCCAAGUUGAUACCCAUGAAGGGCUGCCCAUGAAAAUAUGUUACAAAUGCAGUAGAAAACUGAAUGAGGUUUCAAUGUUCAUCAAGAUCUCUAAAACCAGUGAUGAAUAUUUAAGACGUAUUCUUCAAGAGAGCAGAGUCCAAAGUGUGCCAGAACUACAAGUAAUAUCACACUCUGUAACAGAAAGGUCAGAUACUGAUGAAGAAUUGGAAUCAUCAAUAACAAAAACAAAUUCUAAAAUUCAAAAUUAUAAAUGUGAAAUCUGUAGUGAACAUUUUGAGACAAAAAGCAAAUUAUCUGCCCAUCACAAAACAAGUGAAAACUGUAAAUCAAAGCCCCUGAAAUGUAGUCACUGUAACAAAAUGUUUCUUGAUGAUAUCCAACUCAAUUCACAUGUACUUUCACAUACCAGUAAGGUUCUACAUGAAUGUAAGAUAUGUUUGAAAAAGUUUCAUCAUUCUAAGAAUCUCAAAAGGCAUGAUGAUAUUGUGCAUAAAGGAUUGAAACCAUACAGAUGUGAAAUUUGUGGCAAAGAUUUCUCCAGAUUGCUGACAAAAAAUGACCAUGUUUAUUCCCACAAAGCAGAAAAACCUUACAGCUGCAAACUUUGCUCUGAAACUUUCUCAUCAUAUACAAAACAGUUUUUUCACAUGUACUUACACAAAAUUGAGAGCAGUGAAAUAACAAAUACCUUAUUGGUAGUCAGUAAAACUGAAAGUGGUCAGCUAGAAGCCAAGUGCAAAGAAUGUAUGAAAAUAUUUUCAACUCCUAAGACUGCUUACCAGCACACCCACAAUCCCCAAGAGAAGAAAGCUGAAGAAGAACGGACGUUUCUAUGUACAAUUUGUGGUAAAACAUUCAAUCGCAAGGCACAUUUACAAUCACACUAUAGAUUACACAGCGGCGAAAAACCCUACGAGUGCACACUCUGCAACAAGAAAUUCCGUCACUUGGCCAGGUACAAGAGCCACAAUUUGCUGCACACCGGCCAAAGACCGUACUCGUGCGAAAUCUGCGACAAGAGUUUCGUGCAGCUGGACCACCUCAAGCAGCACACGAGCGUGCACUCGGGGCGGAAACCGCACGCAUGCGCCUUCUGCCGGAAAACGUUUGCGCACAAGUGCAAUUUGGUGGUGCACGAGCGGAUCCACACUGGAGAUAUGCCUUAUAAGUGUUCUUUGUGUGAUAAAGAGUUUUAUCAUUCUAGUACGAUGAAAAAACACGAGAAGAUACACGGGAAUGAUGGGAAAACUGUACGAGGUAAAUUGGUUAAAGGUAAAUGAGAAGAAUAGUUAUUGACAUAACAAGUGUGGAAUAAAAAAGCGUACAAGUAUAGGUCGCGUGCACGAAGACCGACCCUGGAGGCAAAAUAUUGAAACACAACCUCAUUCUUCUGUGAAUUAUUGAAACACA